AUUACAAAUAAAUUUUUUUUGGAAACGAAUUUUUCAACGACAACGUGCCAUUUCUUAAGCCGUGCACAUACAUGCGGUGUUCGGCGAAUAGCAAAUAUUUGGCAUUCGACGAGCAACUCGGUAGCUAUUUGUUAUAUGGCGAGCACGACCAUACACACAUGCGGCGUAAAUGCCGAAUAUUGCUCGGUGUGGAAAUAAUGAAUACGAACAACGAUUAAUGUACGAAUGGUGAAAAUGAAUGGUGAAACAUUGAUGACUGAUGCUGCUGCUUUUGUAGUUAUGAGUGGUGCUUAUUUACAGUUAUUAAAAAAGAAGUCUAGGAGAAGAAGUAGAAGAAGGUGGUGGAUGGUAUCACUUAAUCAAAGUAGAGAAAGAUAUAGUGGAACUCAUCUGAUGGCAGAUUUAUUAAAGGAACCAUCUGGCAGAUUUGAAAACUUCUGCAGAAUGUCCUUUGAAGAUUUUGAAGAACUUCUUCAAAAAAUAGAGCCAGUGAUUUCUAAAAAAGAUACAAGAUGGAGAAAAGCUAUUCCGGGAAAAGAACGAUUAGCCUUAACUUUGAGGUUUCUAGCGUCGGGAGACAGCUUUAAGAGCCUACAUUAUUUGUUUAAAAUAUCAGCUUAACUCAUUUCCUCCAUAGUUCCAGAAGUAUGCAGUGCUUUAAUAAAAGUCCUGAGUAAUGUAAUACAGGUAACAUUUUUAUUUCGUUAUUUUAUAAGAAGGUAGAAAAGUAAUAUUUCUACAAAAGUAAAAAAACAUACAUAUAAAGUACAUAUCAAAUGUUUAUAAUUUUAUCUGAAACUUGUAUAACACUGCUUCAAACUUUCAAAUUGUGACUCAUCAGAUGGGGAACAUUGUUGAGUUUCUUGAAACGUCGCAG
Acanthoscelides obtectus is the source of this 877-nucleotide messenger RNA. The record is from the annotation of a GenBank genome assembly. Lineage: Eukaryota; Metazoa; Arthropoda; Insecta; Coleoptera; Chrysomelidae.